Vicia villosa (hairy vetch) is the source of this 1098-nucleotide messenger RNA. RefSeq lists its product as uncharacterized. NCBI's taxonomy places the organism in Eukaryota, Viridiplantae, Streptophyta, Magnoliopsida, Fabales, Fabaceae. The record is from RefSeq and is a predicted model, not a curated record. Gene Ontology annotation, molecular function: RNA binding. The transcript has a single exon. The coding region runs from base 1 to 1098 and encodes 365 amino acids.
AUGGAGUCAUUGACUAGGGUGAGGCGCCAGGAAAGAGCGUUCAAACCACGUUGGGAUGCGGAGGUUACAAGGAAGGAUCGGUUAUGGAAGGAGGAUGCUCAGGGCGGUGAGCAUGCAAGUUGUUCUUUUUUCUUCACGGAGUUUCCAGACAGUCAUGGAGCAAAGGAGCUAUACAACUUAUUCAGAGAUUUCGGGGCGGUUGAUGAGGUGGUUAUUCCUCCAAAGCGUGAUGUGAGAGGGAAGAGAUAUGGUUUCGUGAGAUUUUUCAAUGUGAAGGAACUAGAGAGAUUGGCAUUAAAACUAGACAAUAUAUUUAUCGAGGGAAGAAAGAUUCAUGCAAAUCUACCAAAGUAUGCAAGGGCAGGUGAUAGAAGGAGUAAGGUUGUGGGAGGUAAUGGUGGUCUGGGGUUGGAAUCACUGGGUGUUGAGGAUAAGGCUAGGAGGGAGAAGGGUCAGAAUCAAAAAGCUCAAGUUUUUGAGAGGAGGAUGGCAGCUGAGGGAAACCGUUCGUUUGCUCAGGUGGUAGCGAAUAAAGGGAAGAAACCAAAUUUCGCUCACAUGGAGUUCAAUAUUGGGGAGGAUCAGCUAGCCAGGUUUGAAAAAUCCUACAUUGAAGUGGUGGAGACUCCAGGUAUGACUUACAAUAUGCAGGAAUACUUCAAUAUGGAGGGGUAUUUUUCGGUUAAGGUCACUCCUAUUGGUGCAAACAAAUGCCUUUUAGAAGAAAGGGAGGAAGGGGAGUUGGAGUUCUUAGUAAGGGAGGCAAAGGAUUGGUUGAGUCAAUGGUUUAAGGAAAUCAGAAAAUGGAGUCCAAAAGAGGUGGAUAACGAAAGAGUUACUUGGCUUAGUUGUUAUGGCAUCCCCUGUCAUGUUUGGUGUCCGGAAUUCUUUCAGUUCUUGGUAUCUCCAGUGGGAACAUACAUGUGUUCCGACGAUGAAACUCAUAAUCUUGAAAAAUUUGAUGUAGCCAGGGUUAUGGUUAGAACGAAAUACAAUAUUGUCCUAAACGAGACCUUCAAUAUUGGGGUGAACGGCAGUUUCUUUUCAAUCAAGAUUGUUGAGGACUCUCAAGGUCCGAUUAGGAUUGUUAUGCCAUAA